Molecule: messenger RNA, 2313 nt
Organism: Iphiclides podalirius (scarce swallowtail)
Lineage: Eukaryota; Metazoa; Arthropoda; Insecta; Lepidoptera; Papilionidae
Source: the annotation of a GenBank genome assembly
AUGAUGAUGGAGGCACCUUCUAUGGAUACUGUUUACCAGGCUAUCAGUGCUCUGUACGAUAACCCCAAUGCAAAUGAAAAAGAAAAGGCUUCUAUCUGGCUCGGAGAUGUUCAAAAAUCUAUACACUCAUGGAAAAUUGCAGACCAAAUUUUACAAGAAAAAAAAGAUGAACAGUCUUGUUAUUUUGCCGCACAGACAAUGAGAUCAAAAGUUCAACAUAACCUCUCAGAAUUGCCAUCUGAAGCGGUGGUGUCCCUCCGAGAUUCCUUAGUAGCUCAUUUAGAAAAUGCUGCGUCCGGCACAAAGGGAAAUAACAAUAAUGAGGAAAUUGAGAGGUUACUGUUUGAUAGUAUAGCAUCUUUAGAAGAAUGCUAUCACAUGGCUGUGGCACAUGAAGAAGAGGAGAAGGCGGUGAAUUACGCUAAAGUGUUUACAGAGUUGGCAGAAACAUUUUUGGAGAAGAUUGUGUAUUGUACAGCAAGUGGUAGAGUUCACUUUGCUAUGAGGUCUCUGGAAUUAGCUUUGGUUUGUGUUGGCCACCAUGAUUAUGAGGUAGCAGAGAUAACCUUCAAUCUCUGGUAUAGGUUGUCAGAAGAGGUGUAUCAGAGAGAUCAACAGCCCCUUACGGAUGCAUUCAAGCCACACAUAGAACGGUUGAUUGAAGCGCUUGCUCGACACUGCCAGUUUGAGCCAGACAACACCAAGUUGCCUGAUGAGGGUGAUGAGUUUUACGAUUUUCGGAUGAAAGUGAUGGAGCUGAUCAAGGAUGUGGUGUUUAUUGUGGGUUCGAGUGCGGUGUUCCGUCAGAUGUUUACAGCUCUACAGGCAAACAUAUCCUGGGAACAAACAGAGGCUGCACUGUUUAUCAUGCAGGCUGUCGCCAAAAAUAUUCUGCCGGACGAGCACGAGUACGUUCCGAAAGUGGUGGAGGCCAUCCUGUCGAUGCCCGAGGACAGCCACGUGGCCGUGCGGCGCACGUGCAUCAUGCUGCUCGGCGAGCUGUGCGAGUGGAUCGAGCGGCACCCCGCGUGCCUGCAGCCGUGCCUGCACACGCUGGUGCGCGCGCUGCAGCACCGCGGGCUGGCGCCGGCAGCGGCCGCGGCGCUGCAGAGCGUGUGCAAGGCGUGCCGCGCGCAGGCCUCGGCGCACGUGGCCACGCUGGUGGCGGCGGCGCGCGCGGCCGACGCGGCGCCGCAGCCGCUGGCCGGCCAGGCCGGCGCCACGCUGCAGCGCGCGUUGGCCGCCGCGCUGGGAGCGCUGCCCGCCGCCCAGCUAGCCGCCGCCAUGCGGGACGCGGCGGCCGGCCAGCUGCAAGCGCUGCGCGCGCUGCUCGCCGCGCCGCCCGCCGAGCUGCGCAAGGGCACGCGCUCGGACCCCGUGCUGUGGCUGGACCGGCUGGCGGCGCUGUUCCGCGACGUGGACGUGCCCUCCGCGGCGGCGGCGGCCGAGCCCCACCCCUGCAUGCCCGCCCUGGAGGAGUCGUGGCCCGUGCUCUACGACGUCAUGAAGAAGUGGGUGGGCGAGGCGCGCGUGAUGGAGCGCGCGUGCCGCUGCCUGCGCUUCGCGGUGCGCGCCGUGGGGCGCGGCUGCGUGGGGCUGAUGCCGCAGCUGAGCCGCGUGCUGCCCGAGCUGUACAACGAGCGGCCGCACGGCUGCGUGCUCUACCUGUGCGGCGUGCUCUGCGACGUGGUGGGGGCCGAGGCGGCGGCCGAGCUGCUGGCGCUGCUGCACGCGCUGCUGCCUCCCGCGCUGGCGCUGCUGCAGGCGCCGGGCGGCCUCAAGGACAACCCCGACACCGUGGACGACCUGUUCCGGCUGUGCAUACGGUACCUGCAGCACGUGCCGGUGGCGCUGCUGUCGUCGGGCGCGGCGCCGUCGCUGCUGCAGUGCGCCGCGCUGGCCAGCCGCCUCGACCACCGCGACGCCAACUCCUCCGUGAUGAAGUUCCUCUACGACCUGCUGCGCUGCGCCAACGACGCGGACGCGCAGCCCGACAAGCGCCAGAUCAAAGAGUUGGCGGACGAGGCGCUGUCAAUGUACGGCGAGGAGCUGACCUAUGCCCUGAUGGAAGCGUCCGUGCUGCACCUGCACCCAUACAUGCUGGGCGAGGUGGGCGAGGUGCUGCUGGAGCUGGUGGCGUGGCAGAAGGCGCGACAUUUGCCGUGGCUUCACUCGGCUCUGGCGCGGCUGCCACACGACCGCCCCGCCACUGCCACCGAGCAGCAGUGCUGGCACUUCCACCAGUACGCGAUGAGAGCCGAAAAGUGCAAGGAGAUGACGAAACUGUUGCGUGAAUUCGCAAGACUGUAUCGA